Molecule: messenger RNA, 1002 nt
Organism: Pocillopora verrucosa
Lineage: Eukaryota; Metazoa; Cnidaria; Anthozoa; Scleractinia; Pocilloporidae
Biological process (GO): protein homooligomerization
Molecular function (GO): protein binding
Source: RefSeq, a predicted model, not a curated record
AUGGCGUUAAGCAAGCAACACGAAGCACUAAACGAGGACGACGAAAAUCGAAUUUCUAAGAUCAUAAAACUUAAUGUUGGCGGCCAUUGCUUCACAACAACUCUUGGAACACUGAGAAACGAUCCAAACUCAAUGCUACCCUCCAUUGUCUCAAAGAUAUUUGAACAGAAACCUAAAGAAGACGGCGCUUUCUUCAUCGACCGAGAUGGAAGGCACUUUCGAUCAAUACUCAAUUACCUCCGAACCACGGAAUUAUCUUUUCCAGAGGGAGAAACAGCCUUCAGAGAACUACAGGCGGAGGCUCAGUUUUACCAGAUCCAGGGGAUACUUGAUAAAUUACAGUUUAACUCCGAAAUUGUAACAAAAAACGAACACCGAAAGUUUUUGUUACAGUGGCUGCCCCCUAAAGAUACACAGAAGAGGCAAAGGCGCCUUCGUCUGCUGUUCCGCGCUUCUCAAGAUGGCUUUAUGGCGGAAACAUUUCACUCCAAGUGCGACAAUAAAGGGCCCACGAUCACUAUUGUUCAGAGUGGGGACAACAUAUUUGGUGGAUUCACUGAAGAGUCUUGGGGCAGCCAUGGAGAUUACACGAGAUGUACAGAAGCAUUCUUGUUCAGCAUGGUCAACCCAAGUGGCACAGAACCGACUAAAAUGCCACUUAAGCGAGAAAGUCAGUACGCCAUUUGCUGCAGAGGUGACUAUGGACCAACGUUCGGGUUGGGAAGGGAUGGGCAUGACCUGCACAUCUCAGGCAAAGCAAACAUAUUUACUUCAAGUUCAGUUUGUCUCGGUGAAACUUACAAUAACCCAACUUAUAAUGACGCGGAAUCCAACGCUGAUUUGUUCUUCACGGGGGAAACUCGUUUUCACGUGACCAAUUACGAAGUGUUUGAACUUGUGAACUGAUUAAUAUUCUGUUAAACGGACAUUUAAUGCGUUUUUUGGGCGACUAAAAUUAGAUUGGGCACCUUCAAGUAAUUGAUUAUCAAACGAAAUCGGUAA